AGCGCCGUCCAGCAGAGGAACCGACUGAGUCCCGAAAAGAUGUUGAGUAGACGAUUUUGUCGUUUUUAUCCGAGUCUCAGUCGCUGUUACAAGGGACAGAGAGAUUACCACAAUGACACAGCGAGCAUCGUCGGUUCGGAACCAGACAGGUCGUCGUCGGAAUUUAAGGAAAAUGAGGCCCGAAUGGCAGCUCUGGUGGACGAACUCCGGGGACGUGUCCACCACAUUUCGCUUGGUGGCGGAGAAAAGGCCAUCCAGAGGCACAAGAGCAAAGGAUCGCGAGAGAGGAUCGGCAACUUGAUCGACCCUGGGACCCCAUUUCUGGAGCUGUCACAGUUAGCUGGAUAUCAGUUGUAUGGCAAAGAGGAGGUGCCGGCUGGAGGCAUCAUUACUGGUAUCGGCAAAGUCUCAGGGGUUGAGUGCAUGAUUGUGGGCAAUGAUGCCACAGUGAAGGGAGGAAGCUACUAUCCCAUCACAGUCAAGAAGCACCUACGAGCCCAGGAGAUCGCACAGGAGAACAACCUGCCCUGCGUCUACCUGGUGGACUCUGGCGGUGCAAACCUCCCUCGGCAAGCGGAUGUCUUCCCUGACCGUGACCACUUCGGCAAGAUCUUCUUCAACCAGGCCAACAUGUCUUCCAAGGGGAUUGCACAGAUUGCUGUUGUUCUCGGGUCUUGCACAGCAGGAGGAGCCUACGUGCCUGCAAUGGCUGAUGAGUCGAUCAUCGUGCGUCGGCAGGGAACCAUAUUCUUAGGGGGUCCUCCUCUCGUCAAAGCAGCCACAGGAGAGGAGAUUUCAGCUGAGGACCUUGGAGGAGCGGAUCUCCACUGUGGGAAAUCAGGGGUGACAGAUCACUAUGCCUUAGAUGACACGCACGCCCUGCAUUUGGCGAGGCGGGUUGUGAGGACUCUUAACCGCAACAAAAUACCUCAGGUAUCUUUGCGUGAUGUGAAGGAGCCGAUCUUCGACCCCAUUGACCUUUAUGGUAUUGUGGGUGACAACCUCAAGAAGACCUACGAUGUCAGGGAGGUUAUUGCACGUGUAGUGGAUGGAUCGGAGUUUGAUGAGUUUAAGGCUCGCUAUGGUGACACGCUUAUCUGUGGUUUUGCUCGCUUGUAUGGGUAUCCUGUAGGCAUCAUCGGCAAUAAUGGUGUCCUAUUCUCCGAGUCUGCGGUGAAGGGCACUCACUUCAUUGAACUUUGCUGCCAGAGAAAAAUACCCCUGAUCUUCUUGCAAAACAUUACUGGCUUCAUGGUUGGCCGAGAUGCGGAGGCUGGUGGCAUCGCUAAAAAUGGAGCCAAGAUGGUCACAGCUGUGGCCUGCGCAAAGGUCCCCAAGUUCACAGUCGUCGUUGGGGGUUCAUAUGGCUAUGGCAUGUGCGGCAGAGCCUAUGGACCACGGUUUAUGUACAUGUGGCCCAACAGCCGCAUCAGUGUGAUGGGGGGAGAGCAAGCGGCAGGUGUGUUGGCACAGAUCACGAGGGAACAGCGACGUCGUGAGGGGAAAGAGUGGACUGAGCAAGAGGAGCUUGCACUCAAGGCCCCCAUUAUCAAACGCUUUGAGGCUGAGGGAUCUCCAUACUUUUCCAGUGCUCGUCUCUGGGAUGAUGGAGUGAUCGACCCUGUGGAAACAAGACACGUUCUAGGCCUGUCCUUGUCUGCCUCUCUGAAUGCUCCCAUCCCCAAAACGGACUUUGGUGUAUUCAGAAUGUAAAGAGUCCUAAAGUUAUAGCAUCAGCUUUUUUGAGAAUAGAACUGUGUGACAUUUUGGCGGUUCAGUGUUCUGCAUUAAGAUUGAACUGACCUCAUUGGCCAUUUUCAUAAAAUGUUUAAUUAAUCUUGCAGUUUACUGUAUAUCUGUCUGAAUUAAACUUGCCUAUUAUAAGAUUUCAAAGAAAGAUAAAUACAUUAUCAAAGUGGUAAACAUGUAUAAUUGUAACGAAAUAAAUUUAAGUGUCUUUGGCAUCACCUUGAAAAUGUAGUCAUUUGAACAAUCACAUUUUAUGGACAUAUUGAAAAUGUGAACAUGAGAGUGAAAUGUACAGUAAAAUAUAUGUGUAUGGUUUGAUAUGAUUAGCAUCUAUAUAAAAUUCAAGUUGUGGUAAAUCUUACAGAAUUACUUAGUUUUGUUUGUAAGUUAUAUGAGGGUAGAAUAUAUUGUUUUGUCUAGAUGUGAUUUUUUUUUUCUUAGUUCUAUAUUUUUUUGUAUGGAAACAGAGAAAGCAUUUUUUACAAGGAGGAUUUGUUAGUUACAAUAAAGAAGCUACAAAUUCAAAUUUAAGUAGUGGUCCAAAAGCCUUGUGUACAAAAAAGUUUGCCCUUUCUCCCAACAACAGAUAAGCUACUGUUCUAAUAUGUUUUGGUAACAAAUUGACAAGAUAUACGUGGAACACAAAAUAGAUGCAUUUCCGAUGUUUUUAGCACAAUGAUGUUCACUGCCAGUCAAAAUAACAUGGAUGUGUUUUGAAAUUGGUCGUCUGAUUUUCCAUUUUCUCUUGACCAAUGAUCUCGCAUAGUUCUUUAGCCACAUAAUGUGUCAAAAAAGUUCAGGUAAACGAGGUCUUGUUCUAUCCUGAAAAAAUAUUGAUCUAUGGUACAAAUAUUUAGACUGAAUUUGAAAGCAGGUUAGCAAAAAAAAAAAAAAAAAAGCCUUAGUGAUGAUAGAUAUAUGAAAUCCACAAAGAGCAACUGAUCUAGUCACAGAAAUCAACAUUGGGAGAAAUUAAUCUUCAAGUUUAAAAGCAGCUUAAAAUGCCUGGAUCUUGUCAUUGUGAGUUCUUUUGCAGCUCAAAGGAAGUGCUUUCAUAUAUCCUGUUUCUUAAGUUAAUUCAUUAGGGGAAUGUAUAGUAUUUUUGUAGACAACUUAGGGUAUUAUGUAAAUAAACUUUUUUUUUGUAAAGUA
Molecule: messenger RNA, 2901 nt
Organism: Penaeus vannamei (Pacific white shrimp)
Lineage: Eukaryota; Metazoa; Arthropoda; Malacostraca; Decapoda; Penaeidae
Gene: Mccc2
Product: methylcrotonyl-CoA carboxylase subunit 2
Biological process (GO): L-leucine catabolic process
Cellular component (GO): methylcrotonoyl-CoA carboxylase complex; mitochondrion
Molecular function (GO): methylcrotonoyl-CoA carboxylase activity
Source: RefSeq, a predicted model, not a curated record